AGAAGGACCAGCUCCUCUCUCUUCCAGCUUUCUUCAAACACCAAAUCGAAGAAAAGGGAAGAAGACGUCUGGUCACUUCGAGACCCAUCCUCCAAAACCAGUACAACGACAGAGGCAACCAGUUUUGAGCGCAAGGUUUGAGGAUCGACGAAAUGAAGAAAAAGGGAAGGUGGCUUUGCGAAAUUUGAAAGGUUGGAGCAACAGAUAGAGACUGAAACUUGCAAAGUGUACAUAAAGUUUCGGGGGAGUACAGAGGUCGAAUAAGAAGAAGUCGAGCCCUGAAAUUGUAAGCAGUAAAAAGAAAUUCGUGAUCGGUGUCGUUACAAACGUUGAGGACUCGAUCGAUGAAAAAGGAACAAUCGUGGACCUUGCAGCGAUGAUCGAUGACUGGUUCAAUGGAAUUUUGAUGAAAUCAAGAUAACGAACAACAAAAGAGAAAGAUAAAUGUUGAUUUUAAAUUUGGACUAACAGUGUUUGUUAGAGAAAUAAGUAAGCCAGGGAAAAGGAUUUGAAGAUAUCAGAUAUCUAUGCUGGCCUCGCCUAGUCUUUUACGGAGUUGUCAAUCUAACAAAACGGUAGAAACGUUAAAUGCCAAGUGACAGACUUCUGAAUUGUAUCUAACGAGAAACUGUACAGGAAGAAAUAAUUUUGGGAGACAGUGGUGACUUUGGGAAGAAACACGUUUUAUGAUUUUGUGUUCGUGGGUUAAAAUUUAAUAGACCCUCCCUCUAUCGCGAGUAUUUCAAAAGAAAAACAUUGAUAAAUAAAGAAGAAUUCGUGCAUAGAAGAAAUUCGUGUAAAUUAGGAAAAAAGAAGAUAUGCAAAGAAAAAUGUUGAAAACACUGUAAUUGAUUGUAUUUUAUUGCCCCCAAAAAUGGCGCAGUAUCCACCAUCCAACGAGGAUAUGAAUAGAAACGAGGAGAAAACUUCACCGGUCGAAUUGAAUGGCCACGUCGAGAUUUCUUACCCGAUAUCGAAAUUUCGACAAGCAUUGCCACAAUGUUGCGCAGUCUGCGCGAAAAAUCUUCUGAUGAUCACUUUUGGAUCCACUCUGGGAUUCUCCACUAUUCUGAUACCGGAACUGCAGAAGGAGAAUUCGGAGAUCCCGGUCACCUUGGAGGAACUGACGUGGAUCAGUAGCUUGAAUCUGUUUCUCGUACCGAUCGGUUGUUUCGUCAGCGGGCCGGUGUCACAAUACCUCGGCCGAAAACGGACCAUGUUGAUGACCACUGUCCCAUUCAUAAUAGCAUGGUUGAUUUUCCACUACGCCACCAACGCCGGGAUGCUGUUCAUAGCGUUGGCCAUGACAGGGUUGACCGGCGGCCUCCUCGAGGCGCCAGUGAUGACCUACGUGGCGGAGGUGACGCAACCCCAUCUUCGCGGCAUGUUGUCUGCCACCUCGAGCAUGUCCAUCAUUCUGGGCAUCUUCACGCAGAUGCUGAGUGGGAAGCUCGCCAACUGGAGAACGGUCGCCAUGAUCAAUUUGACUUACCCCCUUAUCUGCUUCGUCGCCCUUUGCAUGGUGCCGGAGAGUCCGUACUGGUUGGCAGCGAAGGGUCGUUUGAAGGAAGCGGAGAGCGCUUUGUGUUGGCUUCGAGGCUGGGUUGGUCCGGGCCAAGUGACGUCAGAGUUCCAAACCGUAUGCCAGGACGUUCACAAGCCCGCAGAAUCGCUGGAGAAGUCCUGGAAGGCCUACACAAAGAGAACCUUCUACUUGCCCUUCAUUCUGGUCACUUUUUCAUUCUUCAUCGGGUCGUUCGGUGGAUCUAACACUCUUCAGACCUACGCUGUGGUGAUCUUCAAGGAGCUGAACGCUCCCAUCGAGAAGUACACCGCCGCGGUGUUCCUUGGCCUGGCUCAAUUGGUCGGCACGCUGAUCUGCGUUUUCGCCAUUCACUUCACCGGGAAACGAAUGCUGAACUUGUUCUCCAUCGCGGCCACGGCUCUCUGCCUCUGCCUCGCGGCCAUUUAUGGUUAUUUGAACGACAGCAGCACGGUAAAUACUGAGAAUUACACCUGGGUUCCAACCACGUUGAUGAUAGGAGCAGCGUUUUUCUCUCAUAUUGGAAUCAGACUGUUACCGUGGAUCCUUGCUGGAGAAGUGUUCCCUGUGAAGGUACGGAGCAGCGCGACGGGGACUGCUGGCUCCAUGGGCUAUAUCUUCAACUCUGUCGCGAACAAAAUCUUCCUGUACAUGGUGAACGGGAUGUCCUUGGCCGGCACAUUCUUUUUCUACGGCUUGAUGAACGUCGCUGGCGGCGUGACGCUCUACUUUAUACUGCCCGAGACGGAGGGUAGAACCUUGAAGGAGAUCGAGGAUCACUAUGCCGGCGUACAGAGCUUGAAGAACAAGCCCAAGAAGGAGGACUUGCCGUUCAAAGAGAAGUGGGCAGCCACGAAUCCGGCUGUGAUCUACGACGACACGGAAAGCAAAAUGUGAACCCAUGUUUUAGUUGACUCUCUGGAGGAACUAUGACUUUGAAAAUGAUGCAAUUUCAACAUUAUCGUUCGAUGUUCCUUGUUCCUUUUAUGGAAGGUGAUAAAAACUGGUUUGCUUUAACUUUACUAUUAUCGAUGCUAGAUAUUUACAGAGACGGGUACGUAAGCGGAGAGAAUUUAUUUUUAUUAAUUUUCGUAACGUUAGAUAAGGCUACAUGUUACAACGUUUCACGCGAAGAGUAAUAGCUAGCUGUUAUUGUAAAUAAAAGAUUCCACUAUAUAGU
This is a messenger RNA of Colletes gigas, 2723 nucleotides long. Its product is annotated as facilitated trehalose transporter Tret1-like. Gene Ontology annotation, molecular function: transmembrane transporter activity. Lineage: Eukaryota; Metazoa; Arthropoda; Insecta; Hymenoptera; Colletidae. The transcript is spliced from 5 exons. Gene Ontology annotation, biological process: transmembrane transport. Gene Ontology annotation, cellular component: membrane. The record is from RefSeq and is a predicted model, not a curated record. The coding region runs from base 875 to 2440 and encodes 521 amino acids.